GAAUCUUCGAGUCAAAAAAUUUUUGGAGCCUUAUCCUAUUACUCAUCUCUGUCGUUCUGUCUCUUUCCCCCAACCAUGGUUUUGUUCUUCCGUAACCAGAAAAAGAACCGCAACUCACAACGCCCGAGAAUGUAGACACCACACCAUGCAAGACACACUCCCUUUCCUUCCCAAGAACAAACCUUUUCCUCCCUUAUUUCCCUCCCACCAUAAACACAAUGAUUUUUCCUCACUUUCUCGCCCUAGAAAGCUCCAUUUCCCAACUUUUUCUUCCAAAACAAUUACCACCACCACCCCUCUCCCUCCCAAACCGCAUCCCAAAAUCCCUGAAGUCCCUUCCAUUUCCCCACCACUACCACCACUAAACUCCCACUCCGACUUCCAAGAAAAGAUGCUUUACCUUGACUCCAUCGGCCUUGAUUUUUUCUCCCUACUCCAACACCACCCUCCGAUCAUAACUGCCUCUCUCCAUGAUCUAAAAUCAACCGUUGACUUCCUCGCCUCCAGGAACUUCUCUACACUCGAGCAACGUCGAAUCCUUUCCAUGUGCCCCCAAAUCCUAACCACCAAACCAACUUCCCUCCUCACAGUCUUCACUUUCCUUCUCCGUGAAGCCCGCGUCAACGGAUCUGAUUUAAAGAAAGUAAUCAACCGGCGGCCCAGAUUACUCACAUGCAAUGUGGAAACCCAACUGCGUCCCACCCUCUAUUUCCUCCAAAACAUCGGAAUCUGCGAGGUAAAAAAACACACUUCCUUACUUUCUUGCAGCGUGGAAAAUAAACUGAUCCCUCGUAUGGAAUACUUCCAAAAAAUCGGAUUCUGUUACAGACAAACGAUUUCGAUGUUCCGUAGAUUUCCUCAGCUGUUCAAUUACAGUGUUAAGGAAAAUUACGAGCCGAAAUUGAACUAUUUCGUGGUGGAAAUGGGGAGAGAUUUGAGAGAAAUUAAAGAGUUUCCUCAGUAUUUUUCGUUUAGCUUGGAAAAUAGGAUAAAGCCAAGGCACCAAUGUUGUGUUGAAAAAGGGGUUUGUUUUCCUUUGCAUCUUUUGUUAAAGACGACUGAAGUUGAGUUCCAUAAUAGAUUGGAGGUUUGUUGUGAUUCUUCGUUGCCGUUUAAGGGUUCUCCUUUGUGGUGUACAAAUAAUUGUGAUAUUUAAUAAUAAUUGAAUUCGAUAUACAGUUAAAAGAAAUGAAUUGAUUUUG
Messenger RNA from Durio zibethinus, 1202 nucleotides. The record is from RefSeq and is a predicted model, not a curated record. Lineage: Eukaryota; Viridiplantae; Streptophyta; Magnoliopsida; Malvales; Malvaceae.